ACCCUUUCCCAAAUCCGCAAGCACCACAACGGUCCGGAGUACCUAAAUCACCACCGCAAGCUGCUCCAAAAUCAACUGCCUUAAGGCCAUCUCCAAGUUCUCAAAGUUCUCAAAGUGUACCAGCUGAAACUGUCGAUUCACCUCCUCCAACAAUACCAACAACAUUACCU
Molecule: messenger RNA, 170 nt
Organism: Racocetra persica
Lineage: Eukaryota; Fungi; Glomeromycota; Glomeromycetes; Diversisporales; Gigasporaceae
Source: the annotation of a GenBank genome assembly